AUGUCCCGGCUAAACGUUGGCAAAAACUCGGUUCCACCACCGCCAGAUGUGCCUAAUGGUUCGACAAGAGUUGAGGAGUCAAUCAGAUCAGUCCCUGCCGUGUUGCCCUCAAGCACUGCGUCUAGUCGUCCUUCAUCUACUGCAUCUACACCGCCUCCGCCUCAAUUCAAUGGGCCACAAGCGCUCUUGGCAAACCGAUUCAAAGCUGCACAAAUAUCGUCACCUGCACCCUCCUCACCUCUUUCGUCUUCUGUAGUACCAGGCGAAAAUGCACCCGAAAUAGCCAAGUCGCCACUUGCUGAGGAACCCAAAACAGAGAAGCGAACGGAAAGCCCCGAAGUUAGCUCUGGAAUACAACCGUCUGCUAAUAAUUCGUUGAAUGGACAUGCCCCAUCUUCUGGGGCAAGGGUUGAGCCUGCACCUGCAACUCAAACCGAUGAGGCCCCUUCCAAACCACCAGCGCCUGCGGAUGACACCGCGGGCGCUAAAGACGAUGACAAACUAAUGGAGCCGGCCAAGUCACCACCACCGCCGUCAUCCACACGUGAACCGGAUCAAACACCGGCGACCGAGCUUCCCCCGCCUCGCGAACCCAGCCCUCCGCCACCUCCAGUCACGCAAAUUAAAUCUACCUCAUUCACCUUCCAAUCUCGGUCCGAUGUACGACCCCCACAACCAACGCCUGUGUUUGAAGCCAAUGAUGAGCCUCGGCUUGAACGUCAAGUUCUUCUCGAACUGCAACCAAUCUUCCCGCGUGAUGCUCUACCUACCGAACAAAAGCCUUCGUUGACCAAUCCAAAGUCAAAGGAAGAAGCUCUCCGCGCAGUCGUCAUGACCCGUCUACUCUGUGACCAUCAGACGCGGGAUGAACUCGUCAACCCAGUGCUAAUGGCCAACCGAGCACUUGUCGACUCCACACCUGACCCUCGACCAACUGCAGAGUCUACCCCAGAUAAACUCAUUGCAGAGGUCCACCGCAAGCUCGACGAAAGCAUAGACUUCGCCACCAUUCGCCCUUCUCUGGCAGAACACUUUGAACAGCGCCAAAAUCUGGUGAACGAUAAAGUUUCACGCCUGAGCGCCGAGUACCUUGCCCUGCAUAGGAAAUGGAAAGCGCAUUGUUCUGCUCUCAAUGCCCUCCAGAGAAGCCAAGGACCCGAAUCCGACCAUCUUCUUCACGGGCGAACGACCCGUCGUACUUCGGCGUUCACCGAUACUGUUCGGUCAGAUUUGGAAAUGGAGCAGGUCAUUGCGAGUCUGGGUGUGGAUGACCUCACCGACCCCAACUACCUCUCCUCUCGCAAUGCUGCCACCAUUCCUGACAUGAUUUCGGUGACGGAGGGCAAGGUUGAUUUCCUCUUUGACGACUCGAAUCACCUGGUUGAGAACCCCGCCGAGUAUUACGCGCCGCAUACGGGUAUCGACGAUUGGACAGAGGAGGAGAAGAGGAUUUUCCUUGACAGAUACGCCAUGUAUCCCAAGCAAUUUGGCCUCAUCGCCGAAGGGCUACCACACAAGACGGCGGCUCAAUGUGUGGACUAUUACUACCUUCACAAGAAACGCAUGAUCGAUUUCCGCAAGGUCGUUUCUCAGCUUACAAAGGGCCGGAGGAAGAGGGGUGGUGCUAAGAAGAAAUCGGGGGCGCUGCUUGCCGAUAUCGCCCAGCACGAUGCGGAAGUGGGCAAGUCGGAUCACUUGUCAAACUUUAUCGUUCCGAGUCGUGUUGCCAAACCUGGAAGGAGGAGAGGAAGAGCAUCCGCUGUGGCCAAGACUCCGCAUAGUGGUACUCCUGCUGGCACGACGCCUCAACCUGAAGCUGUUCCACCUGCAGCAGCAACAGCGGAACUCAGACCUCCCUCGGAUGUUCGACAGUCAAGAUCUGAAGAGACGCCUGUCGCAACGCCAACGCCUGAACCUGAAUCCAGAGCCAAACGGACUACUCGGAAACCAGCUAGCACCCAACCAUCCACUCCUGCUCCUCCACCCCCUCCCCCAGUAUCAGCUCCUCCAGCACCGGCGCCAGCGCCAUCCAUAUCGACACCGGUACCGGUACCUGCGACACAACCCAGAUCAGAGACUGUCUCUGCGCCUCCAGAACCUGAACAACCAAAACCGCGAAAUAGGAAGCGUGGCCGCAAGCAAGUCAAAUCUGCAGCCAUCAUUGAGGAUGAUACCACCCCUCCGCCUGAAGCUCCCAAACCUCUCCCAUCUGACGAACCCACCAGUAUCAGUGUGGCGUUGAGGGCGUCGACGUCGAAGGGGAGCUCUAGGAUUACACCGGCUUCGGAGCAGGAGAGCGAGAUGUCCCAGAGUGAUUGGCCAUAG
Messenger RNA from Coprinopsis cinerea okayama7#130, 2325 nucleotides. RefSeq lists its product as hypothetical. Gene Ontology annotation, biological process: regulation of transcription by RNA polymerase II. Lineage: Eukaryota; Fungi; Basidiomycota; Agaricomycetes; Agaricales; Psathyrellaceae. The coding region runs from base 1 to 2325 and encodes 774 amino acids. The record is from RefSeq and is a predicted model, not a curated record. The transcript has 5 exons. Gene Ontology annotation, cellular component: Set3 complex.